AUGAACAGGAGUUUGGAAGACGCGGAUUCCAACCCACGAUCACGGAGGGCUCUGAGUGGUUCACGACUUAGCGGAGAGAUCAUGCAGAUGCGGCGGACGCCGCGAGAGAACUACAGUCCGAAGCGGGGCCUGAGGCUGGGACGGAACUGCUGCCGCGUCACCGUCAGACUAAUGAGGAGCAAAGAACGUCGUUUCCUGAGACGGAAGGUCCUGCGCACGGGAGGCAUUCCACCUCCAGCCGCUUCCGAGCGAGCUGGCCCAGAGGGGCCGCUCUCCUUCAACCACUACCCCCGCCCCGAAGGAGACAGGAGCUUCAACCUCAGGCCCCUAAACCGGCGCUCGCUCGCACCCGGGACCACCGGAUCCAACACCCGCCCCGCUCACCGCGGCGGGGGAGGAGGAGAAAACCGCACGCAGGAAGUGUGUCCCGCGCACCGCUCCCGGCCCCCCCCGCGUCAGGACCUUGCGCCCCGCCAGUCGGUACCUGUCCUCCGCCCCCAACAGGCGAGAAGCUGCCGCGUCCACAUGGCUUCAGGUGUUCACACGGCAAUAAACGGGCCCCCUUCCCUCCCGCGGCAGGGCGCGCUCCGACUCCGGGCUGCCAGCGCCGCUCCAGCCCCAAGCCCAGCCUUCGCCCGCCGGCCUCGCCCCCAGCCGCCACCAAGAGGCGAGCGCCGCGGGACGCCGGGGCUGCCCGGGGUCCCGGGGUGGGCGGCGCUGACCCCGCGGACCCCUGGGCGCCGCCCGCUCACACCCGCCGCCUUUGCACCCGAGGCCGCGACAAGCAGGCGCCUGGGCCACUCCAGGAUUACAAAUGGAGCCUUCUGCCUCUAGGUCACUGAUUCCGCU
Molecule: messenger RNA, 849 nt
Organism: Lutra lutra (Eurasian river otter)
Lineage: Eukaryota; Metazoa; Chordata; Mammalia; Carnivora; Mustelidae
Product: translation initiation factor IF-2-like
Source: RefSeq, a predicted model, not a curated record